Molecule: messenger RNA, 1869 nt
Organism: Chinchilla lanigera (long-tailed chinchilla)
Lineage: Eukaryota; Metazoa; Chordata; Mammalia; Rodentia; Chinchillidae
Gene: Rsad1
Product: radical S-adenosyl methionine domain containing 1
Exons: 9
Coding region: 204-1535 (443 amino acids)
Biological process (GO): porphyrin-containing compound biosynthetic process
Cellular component (GO): cytoplasm
Molecular function (GO): coproporphyrinogen oxidase activity; 4 iron, 4 sulfur cluster binding
Source: RefSeq, a predicted model, not a curated record
GCAGUGGCUGAAGUCCUAGAAAAAAACGGAGCGCGGCUGCGGUGAGCACACCGGCGUCCUGCAGGUGGCGCUGCAGACCGGAGCCCCCGUCACUCUGUCUCCCGCCGUGCCUCUUCCUUCCGCCGAGGACCCGCGCGGCAGGCUCUAAGCGCACCGAGCGCCCGGGACGCGGAUCGCCUCGAGACCUUGCCCGGCUGGGCGCCAUGGUCCUUCCUGGGUCCCGGGCCCGCGGCCUGGUGGCAGCUGCCAGGGCUGCCCAGAGGCGCCGCCGCGUGGACACUGCGCAGGGGCCCCCGAAUGCCCACCCCGAGAGCAGGCGCGCGGCGCUCUACGUGCACUGGCCGUACUGUGAGAAGCGCUGCAGCUACUGCAACUUCAACAAGUACGUGGUGCGCGGCGGCGUGGACGAGGCGGCCCUGCGGCGCUGCCUGGUGACUGAAGCCCGCACGCUGCUUGAGCUCAGCGGGGUUCGCAGGGUGGAGUCUGUGUUCUUCGGCGGGGGCACCCCCAGCCUGGCCAGUCCCCACACCGUGGCCGCCCUCCUGGAGGCGGUGGCGCAGGCUGCCCACCUGCCUGCUGAUGUGGAAGUCACUUUGGAAGCCAACCCCACUUCCGCCCCGGGCCCCAGACUGGCGGAGUUCGGGGCGGCGGGAGUCAACAGGUUGUCCAUUGGCCUCCAGUCCCUGGACGACGCGGAGCUGCAGCUGCUGGGCCGCACGCACUCUGCCCGGGACGCCCUGCGGACGCUGGCGGCGGCGCGGCGCCUCUUUCCAGGCCGCGUGUCGGUGGACCUGAUGCUCGGGCUGCCGGGGCAGCAGCUGGGGCCGUGGCUCGGGCAGCUGCAGGAGCUGCUGCGCCACUGCGACGACCACCUGUCCCUGUACCAGCUGUCCCUGGAGCGCGGCACGGCGCUCUUCGCCCGGGUGCAGCGCCGCGCGGUCCCCGGCCCCGACCCCGAGCUGGCGGCGGAGAUGUACGCGGAGGGGCGCGCGCUGCUGCGGGCCGCCGGCUUCCGCCAGUACGAGGUCUCUAACUUCGCGCGCCACGGGGCGCUCAGCACCCACAAUUGGACGUACUGGCAGUGCGGGCAGUACCUUGGCGUGGGGCCUGGUGCUCACGGGCGAUUUGUGCCCCAUGGGGCCGGGGGCCACACCCGGGAGGCUCGGAUCCAAACGCUGGAGCCUGACAACUGGAUGAAGGAGGUGACGCUGUUCGGUCACGGCACCCGGAAGCGAGUCCCGCUGGAUGAGUUGGAGCUGCUGGAGGAGGUUUUGGCCAUGGGGCUGCGCACGGAUGUGGGGAUCACGCACCAGCACUGGCAGCAGUUUGAGCCGCAGCUGACGCUGUGGGAUGUGUUCGGAGCAAGCGCGGAGGUGACGGGGCUACGGGAGCGGGGUCUGCUGCUGCUGGACCACAGGGGUCUCCGGUGUUCCUGGGAGGGCCUGGCCGUGCUGGACUCCCUGUUGCUGACCCUCCUGCCCCAACUCCAAGAGGCCUGGCAGCAGAGAAGCCCCACGCCAGUGCCAGGAGGAUGACCAGAUGUUCCUGCGUCCCAGGACAGCGCCAGGUGGAGGUGGGAGGCUGGACCAGCGCUGCAGAUGUCGCUCCUCUGUUGCGGCUGCCAGGUCCACUCAGGGGCAGCGGCCUGGCACGGGCACCUCCAAGGGCACAGCCAAAGCGAGGUGGGCAGAAGACUUACGUGGUCGGGGGCUGGCAUUCCAGCCAGCAACUUCGGACUCACAGAUCAGCCUGUGCUGUGGGACUGGGAGCUGCUUGUUACCGCCAGCUUCUGUUGGCCUUUUUUGGUGUCCAGCAGUGGCCAGAGUUUGGAAAUCAUAAUUAAAAAAAAAAAUUUUAUUGGUACCCAUU